This is a messenger RNA of Mesitornis unicolor (brown roatelo), 838 nucleotides long. RefSeq names its product enoyl-CoA delta isomerase 1 (gene ECI1). Gene Ontology annotation, cellular component: mitochondrion. The coding region runs from base 99 to 827 and encodes 242 amino acids. NCBI's taxonomy places the organism in Eukaryota, Metazoa, Chordata, Aves, Mesitornithiformes, Mesitornithidae. The transcript has 6 exons. Gene Ontology annotation, molecular function: enoyl-CoA hydratase activity. Gene Ontology annotation, biological process: fatty acid beta-oxidation. The record is from RefSeq and is a predicted model, not a curated record.
GUCCCCUGCAGCCCCUUGGCAUCCUGCGUGCCCCGUGUCGUGCCUUCAGCAACAACAAGAUCCUGGUGGAGCUGGAUGAGAGCACAGGCGUCGCCACGAUGAAGUUCAAGAGCCCCCCAGUCAACAGCUACAGCCUGGACUUCCUCACUGAGUUUUGCAUUAGCAUGGAGAAGCUGGAGAACAACCGGGCCUGCCGGGGCGUGAUCUUCACAUCCGCCGUCCCCAAAAUCUUCUCAGCUGGCCUGGACAUCACUGAGAUGUGCGGGAAGAGCAUGGAGCACUACGCUGAGUUCUGGAGAGCUGUGCAGGAGAUGUGGCUCCGUGUGUAUGGCUCCAACAUGGUGACAGUUGCCGCAGUCAACGGGUCCAGCCCGGCAGGAGGCUGUCUCGUUGCCUUGUCGUGUGACUACAGGAUCAUGGUGGAGAACCCCAAAUUCAUCAUCGGCCUGAACGAAGCCCAGCUGGGCAUUGUGGCUCCCUUCUGGUUUAAGGACACAUUUGUGAAUGUUGUUGGACACCGAAUUGCUGAACGCUCCCUCCAGCUGGGUUCCCUCCACCCUGCACCCGAUGCCCUCAAGCUUGGCCUUGUGGAUGAGCUGGUGCCAGAGGAGAAGCUCCAGGAGAGGGCUGUGGCUGUUAUGGCACAGUGGUUGGCCCUUCCUGACCAUGCCCGUCAGCUCACCAAGUCCAUGAUGAGGAAGGCGGUGUUGGACCGCCUGAUAGCUCACCGGGAGGAAGACACUCAGAACUUCGUCAGUUUCGUCUCAAAAGAGUCCAUCCAGAAGUCACUUCGCAUGUACAUGGAGAUGCUAAAGAAGAAGAGCUGAGAAGCUGACAG